This is a messenger RNA of Brachypodium distachyon (stiff brome), 2998 nucleotides long. RefSeq names its product potassium transporter 10. Gene Ontology annotation, cellular component: membrane. Gene Ontology annotation, molecular function: potassium ion transmembrane transporter activity. Bases 1 to 2511 code for a protein of 836 amino acids. The transcript is spliced from 9 exons. The record is from RefSeq and is a predicted model, not a curated record. NCBI's taxonomy places the organism in Eukaryota, Viridiplantae, Streptophyta, Magnoliopsida, Poales, Poaceae. Gene Ontology annotation, biological process: potassium ion transmembrane transport.
AUGAAAAGCCCCUCUACCAUGGAUCCUGAGGCGCCGGCUCCACCGGGCACUCCGCCAGAUAGGAAGGAGAAGCCUGGGGGAGGAGGAGGAGGGAGGCAGGGGCGCAAGAAGCUGCCAUGGCGGAUGACGCUGAGCCUGGCGUACCAGAGCCUCGGGGUGGUGUACGGCGACCUGAGCACGUCUCCCCUGUACGUGUACAAGGCGGCGUUCGCGGACGACAUCCAGCACUCGGAGACCAACGAGGAGAUCCUGGGCGUGCUCUCCUUCGUCUUCUGGACGCUCACCCUCCUCCCGCUCCUCAAGUACGUCUGCGUCGUCCUCCGCGCCGACGACAACGGCGAGGGCGGCACCUUCGCGCUCUACUCCCUCCUCUGCCGCCACGCGCGCGCCACCCUCCUCCCGCCGGGCCGCGCCGCCGCCGGCGACGAGGACGGCGGCGACGGCGCCGUCGCCAAGAAGUACCUGGAGACCAACGGCAAUGCCGCCGCCGCCGCCACGCUGGGCGGGCGCGGCGGGGGCGCGGCCGCCAGCGUCAGGCGGAUGCUGGAGCGGCACAAGGUGCUGCAGCGGGUGCUGCUGGUGCUGGCGCUGGUGGGCACCUGCAUGGUGAUUGGCGACGGCGUGCUCACCCCCGCCAUCUCCGUGUUCUCCGCGGUGUCUGGGCUGGAGCUGUCCAUGGAAAAGGGACACCACAAAUAUGUUGAGUUACCCCUUGCUUGCUUCAUACUGGUUUGCCUGUUUGCACUGCAACACUAUGGGACACACCGGGUGGGAUUCCUUUUUGCUCCGAUUGUGAUAGCAUGGCUUCUUUGUAUAAGCAUGAUUGGUGUUUACAAUAUUGUGAUAUGGGAACCUCAUGUCUAUCGAGCAUUAUCCCCGUAUUACAUGUACAAGUUCUUGAAGAAAACACAGAGAGGAGGUUGGAUGUCCCUGGGAGGAAUACUGCUAUGUGUUACUGGAUCUGAAGCUAUGUUUGCAGAUCUGGGGCAUUUUAAUCAGUUGUCGAUACAGAUUGCUUUUACUUGCAUGGUCUAUCCCUCACUGAUCCUUGCAUACAUGGGCCAAGCUGCUUAUCUGUCGAAGCAUCAUAUCCUGGAAGGAGACUACAGGAUCGGAUUCUACGUGUCUGUGCCUGAACAAAUCAGAUGGCCCGUUCUCGCGAUCGCCAUUCUCGCAGCAGUAGUGGGGAGCCAAGCUGUUAUCACUGGUACAUUUUCAAUGAUCAAGCAGUGCACUGCUCUAGGCUGCUUUCCCCGGGUGAAGAUCGUGCACACAUCCUCCAAAGUACACGGACAGAUAUACAUUCCGGAGAUCAAUUGGAUCCUGAUGAUACUGUGCUUAGGCGCAACCAUUGGAUUCAGAGACACGAAACACUUGGGCAACGCAUCAGGAUUGGCUGUUAUAACUGUAAUGCUGGUCACGACAUGUCUGAUGUCGCUGGUGAUAGUCUUGUGCUGGCACAAGAGCAUAUUCCUCGCCCUCGGGUUUAUCGUGUUCUUCGGCACCAUUGAGGCACUCUACUUCUCGGCAUCGCUCAUCAAGUUCAGGGAAGGAGCCUGGGCACCGAUCGCUCUCUCCUUCUUCUUCAUGCUGGUGAUGUGCAUCUGGCACUAUGGCACCAUCAAGAAGUACGAGUUCGACCUUCAGAACAAGGUGUCCAUCAACUGGCUCCUCAGCCUCAGCCCGAACCUUGGCAUCGUCCGUGUCCGGGGCAUCGGCCUCAUACACACCGAGAUCGACAGCGGCAUCCCUGCUAUCUUCUCCCAUUUCGUCACCAACCUACCUGCAUUCCAUCAGGUGCUCAUCUUCAUGUGCAUCAAGGACGUGUCGGUGCCACACGUGUCACCUGAGGAGCGGUUCCUGGUCGGAAGGAUCGGGCCCAAGGAGUACAGGAUCUACCGGUGCGUGGUCCGGUACGGGUACCACGACGUGCACAUGGACGACCAGGAAUUCGAGAAGGACCUCGUGUGCAGCGUCGCCGAGUUCAUACGCUCCUCAGGAGGCGGUGCCAGUGCUGGAGCGGCCUCCAAGGCCAACGGCGUGUGGCAUGGUGAAGAGCACGACAAGGUUGACGAGGAGCGGAUGUCAGUCGUUGCCUCAGGCAGCAUGCGCAUGCUGGAGGAGGAUGAUGCCAUGGCUGGGGGCACCAUCGCCAUCGGUUCCUCGCGUGCCAGGUCAGGGGAGAUACAGUCCCCGUCACCAUCGCCGUCACCGGUGCCAGUGCAGCUGGGUGUGAAGAAGAGGGUGAGGUUCGUGCUGCCGGCGACGAGCCUGAGGCCGAACGCCGGCGUGCAGGAGGAGCUCAAGGACCUGACUGACGCCCGGGAGGCAGGCAUGGCAUUCAUCCUGGGCCACUCCUACGUCAAGGCCAAGAACGGUUCCAGCUUCCUCCGCCGGCUGGUGAUCAACUUCGGCUACGACUUCCUGAGGAGGAACAGCCGGGGGCCCAACUACGCCGUCACCGUCCCGCACGCCUCCACCCUCGAGGUCGGCAUGAUAUACUAUGUCUGAACUCUGAACUCUUCUAAAGAAGAAGAUAGGAAGAAGAAAAAACAAAGCUAGAAGGCAAAGGAAAGGAACCGAAUUUUCAGUUGUAUAUGCUAGAUUUGGAUAUAUGAGUUACAUGUAGCCUGUUUUCCCUUCCUCUCCUUGUAAGUAGUACUCCAUACAAAGACGCCAUUAGAGAGGCUGGGAAGCCCAAAUUAGAAGCUCUACUACAGAAAACCGAUGUUGAGCUCUCUGUACAUCAGAAUUCAGAAGAGAUCUCAAGCGCCGUGAAAGCGGGAUGCGAAGCUACUGAACUACCGAAGAGGAUCCAGGCGAGUACGUCGUCCUGGCAAAUAGUGCCUCUGCGUGCCUCCUUUGACGGAUUCAGCGAGGCCCCGAGGAUGUGUGGCGUUAUGAUGAUCAAAGUCCAGAUGCAUUUUUCUCUUCUGGAUUUAUUUGGACAUCAAAUACAAUAACUGAAUAUGCAAACACCUUCACUAAAUUAAACUCA